This is a messenger RNA of Nerophis lumbriciformis (worm pipefish), 2466 nucleotides long. It is a transcript of the gene hcls1, whose product is annotated as hematopoietic cell-specific Lyn substrate 1. Gene Ontology annotation, biological process: cell migration; regulation of actin filament polymerization. The record is from RefSeq and is a predicted model, not a curated record. NCBI's taxonomy places the organism in Eukaryota, Metazoa, Chordata, Actinopteri, Syngnathiformes, Syngnathidae. Gene Ontology annotation, molecular function: actin filament binding. Gene Ontology annotation, cellular component: actin filament; cortical actin cytoskeleton; plasma membrane.
AGAUGUUUGCCAUUACCGCUCGUCCACGCUUCCAGGAUGCUCGUUCACGCAGUCUUUUUUUUUUUUAACCAUUUGUGCUGUCACAUCAUAGUCAGACACGGAAAUAUAUUUGCAAGGACGAACUGAAAGAUGUGGAAGUCAGUGGUGGGCCACAAUGUGAGCAAGAAGGUGCACGCAGAAGGUGACGACUGGGAGACCGACCCAGACUUUGAGAAUGAUGUGUCGGAACAGGAGCAGAGAUGGGGGGCCAAGACUAUUGAGGGCUCCGGCCGCAAAGAGCACAUCAGUGUUGCAGAGCUGAGACAGACGGUGGCCGCGGAGCACGAGCAGGUGAAGCACCAGGAGGAGACCCCCAAAGCGUCUUACGGCUAUGGGGGCAGGUUUGGAGUAGAGAAGGACCGCAUGGACAAGGUGGCCAUGGGACACGACUACGUGGCUCAGGUGGAGAAGCACAGCUCCCAGAAAGACGCGGCCAGAGGCUUUGGAGGGAAAUUUGGGGUUGAGAAGGACCGCGUGGACAAGUCUGCUCUGGGCUUUGAGUAUAAAGGACAAGUCCAGCAGCAUACGUCACAGAAAGACUACUCCAAAGGCUUUGGGGGCAAAUAUGGCGUGGAGAAGGAAAAAGUGGACAAAGCUGCUCUGGGCUACGACUACAAAGGCCAAACAGAGAAGCAUCAAUCUCAAAAAGAUUAUUCCAAAGGGUUCGGGGGAAAAUAUGGCGUGGAGAAGGAAAAAGUGGACAAAGCAGCUCUGGGCUACGACUACAAAGGCCAAACAGAGAAGCAUCAAUCUCAAAAAGAUUAUUCCAAAGGGUUCGGGGGAAAAUAUGGCGUGGAGAAGGAAAAAGUGGACAAAGCCGCUCUGGGCUAUGACUACAAAGGCCAAACGGAGAAGCAUCAAUCUCAAAAAGAUUAUUCCAAAGGGUUCGGGGGAAAAUAUGGCGUGGAGAAGGAAAAAGUGGACAAAGCCGCUCUGGGCUACGACUACAAAGGCCAAACGGAGAAGCAUCAAUCUCAGAAAGAUUAUUCCAAAGGGUUCGGGGGCAAGUUUGGCGUGGAGAAGGAAAAAGUGGACAAAGCCGCUCUGGGCUACGACUACAAAGGCCAAACAGAGAAGCAUCAAUCUCAGAAAGACUAUUCCAAAGGUUUCGGAGGCAAAUAUGGCGUGGAGAAGGAGAAAGUGGACAAAGCGGCCGUGGGAUACGACUAUUUGGGCCGCACGGAAAAGCACCAGUCCCAAACAGAUUACUCAACAGGUUUUGGCGGUCGCUAUGGUGUGCAGUCAGAGCGUAUGGAUAAGAGUGCAUCAGGCUUCUCUGACAUGGACUCCCCUGCCUCUGCUUAUGAGAAGACACAACCAAUAGAAGCCUCCGGCGCCAGCGCGGGGAAGCUUAAGGCUCGUUUCGAGAGCAUGGCCAAGGCCUCUGACGAGGAGAACUCACGCAGAGUAGAGGAGGAGAGAAGCAGGCGGAAAGACAGAGAGAAGAGCGAGCGAGAGGAAGCCAAACGUGGACAGCAGGUGCAGAAGAGCAGAGAGGCAGCAGAGUGUGAAGUCCCACCAGAGGACGACUCGAACGUGCAAGAAGAAACACAACCACAGAUUUAUGAGGAGCAGCCAGAAUCCGGCGAUGAGCCUCCAGCUUUGCCCCCACGCUCAGACCAUUUCCAGGAUGAACUGCCACCCCCUGUGGAACAGGAGGAGAUCGACGUGUAUGAUGAACCCACGGUGGAGGCUGGAGGCGAUGACUACAAGGAGUACAUCGGCGACGACUACGAGGAAGUUGCCACAGCGCCCCCUGUGGUGGAGGAAAUAGGCGACGAGUACGAGGAAGUUGCCACAGCGCCCCCUGUGGUGGAGGAAGUAGGCGAUGACUACGAGGAAGUUGCCACAGCGCCCCCUGUGGUGGAGGAAGUAGGCGAUGACUACGAGGAAGUUGCCACAGCACUGCCUCCUCCACCUUGGUCAGCUAUAAAUGACUAUGAAGACCUGUCAGGUGGCGUCCAAGCGAAAGCAAUAUACGACUAUCAAGGAGAGGACACCGAUGAGAUCUCCUUCAACCCGGACGACCUGAUCACCAACAUCGAGAUGAUCGAUGAGGGGUGGUGGAAGGGCUACUGCCACGGACGCACCGGCCUCUUUCCAGCAGCGUACGUUAAGCUGAUGCAGUAAACUCCGCUACUUUUAGUCACGGUCUUGAGUGGUGAGGCUCGUAUGGCAACAAAUUCAAUAGGCCUGUGUUCCAGAUAGUUUAUUUGAAGUCUGAGCUUUGUGUGGUUUAAAUGGGAAAAUUGGAAACUCAUCAUAUGAGGAAAACAAGUAGGUGUUUUAUCCAUCCUGUUUGCUGAUAAAAAAUAUCAAAAUAUACAUGAGAACAAUCAAGCCAUUGGUCUGCUCACAUCUUCUACUUGCAUCUGUCCGUACAUUUAUAGCUGCUGUUCCACACAAAUAAAGACAAUAAUAUCCUUA